Plenodomus lingam JN3 is the source of this 372-nucleotide messenger RNA. NCBI's taxonomy places the organism in Eukaryota, Fungi, Ascomycota, Dothideomycetes, Pleosporales, Leptosphaeriaceae. The record is from RefSeq and is a predicted model, not a curated record.
AUGGUGAGGCACAGGGACCACAACCGACCCGGCAGCAGAAGAUCUCGUCAAGACUAUGAUGAGAUAAGACUUGGCUUAACAACACCAAAAGGAGAAGCCACCUGGGACUGGGCGUUAACAAACGACCACAUAUCGGUCAAGAUCACCAUAGGAACACUAGUCACGCCCACCCCGAGAACAACGAGGCAAUACGGCACGAAAGGCCCAACGACCCCCCACAUGCCCCCGCUACGAGCCACGAGAGCUCUGCCCACCACAGACGACGAGGAGGCAAAGGCAACCCUGCUAGCGAAAGUUAUUCUCGCCAACAGGAGAGGCAGACCUGACGGAUGUGCAAGGCGAGCUAUGGCACGAGACAGAAGGGGACCCUAA